Molecule: messenger RNA, 4237 nt
Organism: Choloepus didactylus (southern two-toed sloth)
Lineage: Eukaryota; Metazoa; Chordata; Mammalia; Pilosa; Megalonychidae
Gene: ZNF214
Product: zinc finger protein 214
Exons: 6
Coding region: 349-2169 (606 amino acids)
Biological process (GO): regulation of DNA-templated transcription
Source: RefSeq, a predicted model, not a curated record
CUCCAUGGAAACGCUCGGAGUGUCUAUCCUCAGGCCUGGAACUUCCGUUUCGGUCUACAAGGGCUGCGGCCAUUGUUUGAGCAGUGUCUUGUGGCCGGUCACCGUCCUCGUUAAGAGCUCUCUCAGCCUUUUCAACACUCCACCCUUCCCCAGAAGAGGAGCACAAAGGAGGAAGGAAUGUACACUGCUUUCCUCGUGGUCUGAUUCCAGGAAUCUUGCCACUGUGUUGAGAAGUAGCCCAGGCCACAUGCAAGGACCAAAAGGAGAGAAACCGAGACCUCCCAUCAGCAGUCAGCACCAACCUGCCAGCCAUAUUUCUUCUUCCUGGAAAGCCUGAUCUUCAAUGAAAUGGCAAUAACAUUUGAAGAUGUGACUGUUAUUUUUACUUGGGAUGAGUGGAAUUUCCUGGAUUCUUCUCAAAAGAAGCUGUACAGGGAGGUCAUGUGGGAGAACUACACAAAUGUCACGUCAGUAGGAAUCUGGAAGGAGAGCUACAAAUCUCAAGAAGAAAAAUUCAGAUAUUUAGAACAUGAAAAUCUUUCCUUCCUGCAAGGCUGGAGGAAUGCUAGUACUCAGAUGUAUGAGAAUCAGAAUUAUGUGGAAACUGUUCAAGACGUAGAUUCUCAGGACCGAAAGCAGCAAGACCUUUCCCACUGUCAAAAAUGGUUAAUACUGUCUACACAAGUACCGGGAUAUGGUAACUAUGAACUGACAUUCGAAGGCAGAAGUCACAGAAACUUUAAAUAUGGAAAGUUUAUACCUUGGCAGUCCUUAGAAAUAAAAAACACUCAAGAUGUUGGGAAAGAAAUCUACAUGAGUGAUUUACAUGUUUUUCAAGGAAACAGAUACCAUCUUUCUAUAUUGUGGGAAAAACUCUCCAAGGAAAAAGAACACAGGCUCAUAGUUAAGCAUUCUUAUGCCCCAGUUGAGGAAGCCCUUCCAGAGUGCAUUGGUGAGAUAUGCCGAAAUGACCUACUGAAAGCCUCUAUGGAAGAGAAAUUCUGCGGAUGUAGUAAAUGUAAAGAAAUUUAUUUUUGGAACUCACAAUGUGUUCUCCACAAGAGAAGUCAAUUUGGAGAAAAGGUCUAUCAAUGUUCCAUCAGCACAGCAUGCUUCCCUCAGAGAUCAUAUUUAUAUAGAUAUCCAGGAAUCCACAUAGGUAAGCAGUUUUAUGAAUGUGAUGAAAUUGACAGUAACUUUAGUCAGAGCCCUGGUAUUCACUUUCAUCAGACUGUCCAUGCAGGGCAGGUACCUUAUAUAUGUAAUGCAUGUGGUAAGAGCUUCAGUCAGAUCUCUAGUCUUCAUAAUCAUCAACAAGUACACACAACAGAGAAACUCUAUAAACUUGAGUAUGAUAAGGACCUCAGUAGAAAUUCAUUACUUCAUUUUCACCAGAGGCUUCAAAUAGGAGAGAAACCUUUUAAAUGUGAUCAGUGUGGUAAGAGUUUUAGUCGGAGUUCAGUACUUCAUGUUCAUCAGAGAGUUCACACAGGAGAAAAACCAUAUAAAUGUGAUGAGUGUGGAAAGGGCUUCAGUCAGAGCUCAAAUCUUCGAAUUCAUCUGUUAGUCCACACAGGAGAAAAGUCCUAUAAAUGUGAUGACUGUGGUAAGGGCUUUACUCAGCGUUCAAAUCUUCAAAUUCAUCAGAGAGUGCAUACAGGAGAGAAGCCUUAUAAAUGUGAUAACUGUGGAAAGGACUUUAGUCACAGCUCAGAUCUUCGUAUCCAUCAGAGAGUCCAUACAGGAGAGAAACCCUAUACUUGUCAUGAAUGUGGUAAGGGGUUCAGCAAGAGUUCAAAGCUUCAUACUCAUCAAAGAGUACAUACUGGAGAGAAACCCUACAAAUGUGAAGAGUGUGGUAAAGGAUUCAGUCAGCGUUCACAUCUUCUCAUUCAUCAGAGAGUCCAUACAGGAGAAAAACCCUAUAAAUGUAAGGAUUGUGGAAAGGGCUUUAGUCACAGCUCAAAUCUUCACAUUCAUCAGAGGGUCCAUACAGGAGAGAAGCCUUAUCAAUGUACUAAAUGUGGUAAGGGUUUCAGCCAUAGCUCAGCCCUUCGAAUUCAUCAAAGAGUCCACACAGGAGAAAAACCUCAUAAAUGCCAUAAGUAUUAUAAGGGAUUUGAUCAGAAUUCACAUCUUUACAAUAAUCACAGAAGAGAAGCCUUAUAAUUUUGUUCAUUUAGUGAUUAGGUUUAAUCAAAGUUUACACUUUAAACCCAGUAAGUGCUGUGGGAAGGAAAUCCUAUAAAUAAUCCAGUAAUCCCAAGCAACAUUUAUAGUCACCACUAAAUCUCACUAAGAACCAUUUGCUUCAAGAGGAGAUCCUUAGGAUAAUUCCUAUAUAUUUAAAAUUAAAGUGUUUUUUUUUUUUCUACUGUAACUAUAACGCAUAGUCAUUAUGAAAUAUAUAAAAAAUUCAAGAAGAAAACUCUUCAUCUUAUUUCGUUCUAGUUGGUUUUUUUCUGUGCAUUUUCAUAUACUUGAAAUCAUACUGUAUGUUCAACUUUGUAUUUUCACUGACUUCAAAAUAUUUAUUUAAAUUUUGAAUUGAAACAGCUAGCAAACUCUGAAACAUCUCUUGACUCCCCUAUAAAGUCCAUAGGAAGCCACAGAAAAAGAUGAAAACACACAAAACUUGAAACUCAAACUAGCAGACAAUUUAUUCAAAUAUGGAAGAAUUAGCUAUAUGGCCAGUAGAAUUCAACUGCCCAUGAAACAAAGGCUCCAUGAUAAAAGAUAGGAAGACAAUGAACUUGUAUCCAAGAUAGGUUAUUUUACAUAUGUUAUCUCUGCCAACCAGAAAACUCAGACACCAUCAUUCUGUUGUAAGGGUGCUGCACAGUGCACUCUGACUCCUCCCCUUUCCAUUUUCCACAUUUACUCAUAGGUUCAGACACCAAGUAAUGAAAAAUGGAAGAUUUAGUUUCCCUAAGUAAACUAUGGAAGGUGUAAACAAAGCCUAAAAGAAUACUGAUAGGAGUGAGUGCUAGAAAUAGCAGAUACUGUUGGUUUAGAAUCGGAAUUCCAAGCAGUAGAAUUUGAACUCUCAGUUGAACAGAGUUGUAGCAGAAGAAUAUCUUGCUAGGAACAGAACUGAACUAAACUCAAGAGCUAUAGGCAACCAUGAACACUAAGUUAAGUAAGAAGAGAAUUUUGCCAUUAUAAAAAUAGAGUAGGAAUACACAAAUCCUGAUCAUUGACAUACAACUAUAUUUAGAUUUUUCCCAAAAGGAAAAAAAUUAAAUGGGCCUAUUUGGGAAAGUAAGAGGGAAUUGCAAUACUAAAAAUAUGUAUAUAUCAUUCUGAAGACUUAGAAACCUGUAGCCCUGAAAAUUGGUUAUUUCAGGCUCCAGAAGAAAUUUUGUUUUUAAAUGGUGUCCUCAGUAACAACAGAAAACCUGAACUCAGCAAAUCCAUAGGAAUCCAUAAGUAUAGAAAGCCUCUAAGAUAAAGAGAAAUAGAUAUAUGAGGAAGGACUGCAGAGAAAUUUAAAGUGUUGUAUCAAAGUAAAAGACAAUAAGCAACGGAAUUGAUGGAGCAAAAUAUAAACUAUAAAAAAAUAAAUUUGAGGUAAUCUUAAAUGUAUAGGAAAAGAAUAUUAAGGAAAUAAGAGAAAAGACACAUGAAGAGUAGAUACUGGGGAUCCAGUGUGAGAAUUAUGGUGCUUCUGAGGAAGAUAGAACAAUUGGAAAUAGAAUCACUGUUCAAAUAAAGAAAUUUUUCUUUAGCUAAAAAUAAUAUACAUCAGAUUUUAAGCAAAACCAGUAUAGAAACCAUGUUUAGAAACAGCUUAGGGAAAAAAAGAACAACAGACAUAGUAAGAGGAAUUCUGAUUAUCUAUAAAGCUAAAAGAAGAAUGGAUAAAGAGUACUCUGCAACAGUGAAUGGCAGAAGGCAAUGGAAUAACACCUUCAAAAUUCUGAGAUUAAAAAGUCUGUAAUUACGUAAGAGAUUUUUAUUCGACCAAGUUGUCUUUUAUAUGUGUAAGUGACAGAUAAGCAAGAAAACAAAACAUGCCAUACCUUUGCCUUUCUUAAAGAGAGUUCAAGAAUGUGGAAGUCAUGAUAUAUAAGAUCUGGUGAGGAGUACAGCAAUCAGUUAAAGAUGCAGUGCUCCAAGAAGGGCCAAUGAGAAGUUUCCAAGAAAUUGAAUGAUGGGGAUGCUGGAAGAGGGUCAUAAGCUAGAAGGACAAUGUAAGAUGAAAUUGCUUGUGGUCUCCAUAUUCUUAAUUUGCUGG